AUGCUCAAGCCAAAGUUCCACAAGUUCAUGGACCUCUCUGUGGAGCUGCGUCAGCGCAUCUACGCCAUCGCGCUUGAUAUAGACCGACCCAUCAGGCCUCAUCUUUGCGACUAUACCAACGACCAGGUCAUUCAGUUCCAUGACGACAACGCAGAGCAUCACUUCGCCAUCAGCGAUCUCCUCGGAAUCACCCGCGUCAGCAGACAGGUUCGCGAGGACUCAAUUCCCAUGUUCUACUCCACAAACACCUUCUCCAUCAGUUAUGAUACUUCGACUUAUUUCGACCGUCUCGCGUACCUAGGCCGUUUUCACAUGGUUCGCCACGUCCGGUUCCAGAUCGAUAACCGCAAGGAGUGCAUGUCCCCCAGCAUUCUGCGGCGUAUGAAUCAGUACAUCAAGGAGGCAGACGUCUACGAGCAGAAGUUGACCCGUCCCAUCGGCCAACAUCUUUCGUCACUAAAGAAGCAUCCCCAGUACCUCUACGGCGGCUGCCCCGAGCUCAACACCCUCAUCACACUGAUGAAGCUCACCUCCCGCCUCGACAACCAGAACAACGACCAGUACGAAGGUAAAGGCAAAGGCAAAGCCCGCGCCGACACCGAUCCAACCUCCCACUCCAAGCUCGUCGUCCCCGUCUCCUCCGUCGCAAACUUCAUCGCAUACGACGACUACAAAUGGUUCCCAACCGUCAUGUACGGCCUCGGCAUCCAAUUGCACUACGUCGGCAACGUAGACUUCGCCUUCAUCUCCGGCGGCACCGUUGGCAUCACCUGGGAACAGCGUCUCCAAAAGAAGGACUUUGGCGAUAUCCCUGAUUACGUCGAUCCUGUGGAUAGUAGCGGGCAGACGGCGGCGUAUAAGAUGGCGCUUAGGUUGGAUCCGGGGUUGGAGCAGAGGCAGAGGCCCAAGGCGUGGGCUUAUCUGAGGGAGACUUGUACGGGGGGGAAUUCGGAGUCGUUUGAUUUGCCGACUGAGGGGGGUGGGGUUGGGUAUUAG
Messenger RNA from Alternaria rosae, 996 nucleotides. RefSeq lists its product as uncharacterized. Lineage: Eukaryota; Fungi; Ascomycota; Dothideomycetes; Pleosporales; Pleosporaceae. The transcript has a single exon. The record is from RefSeq and is a predicted model, not a curated record. Bases 1 to 996 code for a protein of 331 amino acids.